CACUGCAAUCACGUAACACUAACACAACACACGGGAGAGACGGACAGAGUGGCAGCGUUUUAUCGGUACAGUCUGGUUUCUGCUGGAUGUAAAUAACCGAAUAGAAACACCGAACUCAUAUUUGGACGGCUGAACUCGCUAGUAAAGCUGGAAGGAGGUGGUGGACCGCAGAUAUGCACUCAGCAGGAUGGAUUCUAUGUAACUCACAUGAAUUGUGAUGACAUAAUGAUGAAGAAGAUGAUGGAGAAGGGGGAGAUAGACCAAAAACACACCGGCCAAGUUGUGCUGGUCAAGAGGAUCAUAAUGAAGCAUGACAAUCCGGUCCAGCAGGGAAUCGGGAAGCCGAGCGUGUAUCAUGCUGUUGUGGUCAUCUUUCUGGAGUUUUUCGCCUGGGGUCUCCUGACGACGCCGAUGCUUACUGUUUUACACGAAACAUUCCCCACACACACCUUCUUAAUAAACGGCCUCAUCCAGGGAGUGAAGGGUUUGCUGUCGUUUAUGAGCGCACCAUUGAUUGGUGCUCUAUCAGAUGUGUGGGGCAGGCGAUCGUUUCUGUUGGUUACCGUGUUCUUCACGUGUGCGCCCAUCCCGCUCAUGAGACUCAGUCCAUGGUGGUACUUUGCCAUGAUAUCAGUGUCCGGUGCUUUUUCCGUCACUUUCUCCGUAAUCUUCGCUUACAUCGCAGACGUUACGGAUGAGCAUGAGAGGAGUACGGCAUAUGGACUUGUGUCUGCGACGUUCGCAGCGAGUCUGGUCACCAGCCCGGCCAUCGGCGCGUACCUCUCGGCCAGUUAUGGCGAUAACCUGGUGGUGCUGGUGGCGACCCUCAUCGCUCUGGCCGACAUCUGCUUCAUACUGCUGGCCGUCCCAGAGUCGCUGCCCGACAAGAUGAGGCUCAACACCUGGGGAGCGCCAAUCUCCUGGGAGCAGGCCGACCCGAUUGCUUCUCUGCGGAAAGUUGGGCAGGACACAACCGUUCUUCUCAUUUGUAUAACGGUAUUUCUGUCCUAUCUGCCCGAGGCGGGUCAAUACUCCAGCUUUUUCCUCUACUUGCGUCAGGUCAUUAACUUCUCGCCCAAAACGAUCGCGGUGUUCAUCGGCGUGGUGGGAAUCCUCUCCAUCCUGGCGCAGACGCUUUUUCUCACUUUAUUAAUGAGGACCAUCGGGAACAAGAACACAGUUCUUCUGGGUCUGGGUUUCCAGAUUGUCCAGCUGGCCUGGUACGGUUUAGGGUCCGAGCCGUGGAUGAUGUGGGCGGCUGGUGCGGUGGCAGCCAUGUCCAGCAUAACGUUCCCUGCAGUGAGCGCUUUAGUGUCACGCAGCGCAGAUCCGGAUAAACAGGGUCUGGUUCAGGGCAUGAUAACAGGUAUUCGGGGUCUCUGUAACGGUCUGGGUCCUGCACUCUAUGGCUUCGUUUUCUUCCUCUUUAACGUCGAGCUGAGCGGGAUCACCACCAUCCAACCCGACUACCCCAUCCCUGUUCAGAUCCCCACAGAGACAAUGAUCCCUGGUCCUCCGUUCCUCCUGGGUGCCUGCACGGUGGUGGUGGCGUUUAUAGUCGCUCUGUUCAUACCGGACCACCCGUCGCCACCAGGGACGCCCUGCCAAACCAGUAAGAGCAGCGCGAGUCUGGCCGGAGCCCACACCAACACGCCGCUGCCGGGGAGCGACGAGGACUUCGAACCGCUGCUGGAGGACAGCACUGUGUGACUGUAACCCUCAACCCAAAUCAUCUUUGGGGGAAAAAAAAAAAUCGCAAAUCCUCCACCUGUCGGGCGACUCAUGUUUGGGAGCGAGAAGUAUAUAUUUAGUGUGUUUUAUCUGAUUUUUGUUGUUUUGAUGAAACGGUUAUUGGUUCUGAACUCAGAGGCUUUUUUAUUGACCGUUUUUACAGUGUUUAACAUUCGGUGUACAAAUGAAUCAACACUCUAAGGGCUCGAUCAGUGGGAUUGGAUGCGCUGUGGUGGAGUUUGUUUGAUUCUUCUGGAGUUUAAAUGCAAAGCUCUUUAUAUAUAUAUAUAGAUAUAUAUAGAUAUUUGGGCAAAGUGCAGUAAAGGUUAUUGUUUAUGGAGCUUGUGGUGACUUGAAGCUUAUUGUUACUCUCGUAAGAUUGAAGGAAAAACUGGAUGAAUUUCAUGAAAACGGUCAUUGCAACUAGGAGUGGGCGAUAUGACCAAAAUCUUAUUUCAUGAUAUGAGACAUUUUAUUUCACGAUAACAAUAUAGAUCACAAUAUAGUUAUUUUUGUUGUUUUUAUUUUAUUUAUUGUUAUUAAAAAUAACAAAGAAGCAAAUUACAAACAAUAGGACAAAUACAAUACAACAAAAUAUGACAAACAAAUUAAUUUUUUCAGGUUAUUUUACAGAAAUUGAAUAAUCAAAUGAUAAAAAAAAAAUACAAUGAUAAUAAAAUACUUAAUAGUCUUUACUGUUUGAAUUAAAUAUAAAUGUAUUGUUAUUAAAACUACAAAAGUUAUUCAGUCAAGAGCAGUAAAUUAUUUUCUCUUUUGUUUGAUUAACAUUAACGACAGAAAGCAAGAGGUUUAUUAGGCUGCUAUCACUUUAAGACCAAUAUACUAAUACACAUCCGGUUUACACCCAAAUGCUCUCUCUUUAUAGUCACAUUCAUGCGUUUCAUCACUUUAAAGUGUCAAUAGUGCUGUGCUACACUGUUUAUUUACAUACCGCAAUAUACAUGAUAUAGCAAAAUCUCUAACGAUAGACAUUUUAUACUGUCGCCACGAUAUAUCGUCAUACCGCCCAUCCCUAAUUGCAGCCUGAAAAUAAAGCCUAUUUUUAGACUUUUCGUGAUAUUAUUUUCAUGACAAUUAAGCACAUUUCUCCCCCUUCUAAAAAUAGGCUUCAUUUGCAUUAAAAAAUACACAUUUCUUAUGAUUUCAAACGUGACCCAAGCAUGUUCUUGACAGAUUUCGUGAGAUUCGCCCUAAUAGAAGUUGAGAUCAGUAUUUUUAAACUGUAUUUGAUGAAAGUUCUGCAACGAUUGCGUGAACUUUCUUUAUAUAAGCCUUAAAGUCACAUAUCCUGUGGCGUUUGACAAGGUUUUAAUAGAUUAGAGAUGCAUCCGGUUGCAAGUGCAUGAACAGUAUAUGUGGCGAUGUUAACCAAACCCAAGACACUAGAGCACCAGCGGUUUGAUGUAGUUACUGAUGCUAACAUAGUUCUUUAGGCCAAUUAGUUGUAUCAUACGGACACGGCUUGAUUGUGAAUUUCAUGAAGUGUGUGUGUGUGUGUGUGCGCGUGUGUGUGUGAGUAAAGGUUCUAUGCAGUAGUGUACCGACAUGAUCAAAAAUGGCAUUCAAUUUAGAAGUAAAAAAAUGUCAUGUUGAGUAACAUGGGUGUUUAAAAUCACAAUAUUGCAGUAUUGCUUAAAAUUUUACACUGGUAUAAGUGAAAUUUUACCUUCAUUUUUACUUUCAAGAAAAGUAUUGGCAUUGCGCAUUUGUUGAGCUAUUGUACUCAACGAUAUUUAUAUAUUUCCUUUUACUAAAAUGAAAGGAUAAUUCGUAUUUAAUAAAAAUCAGCCAACAUCUACGUACCAGCUACCUCAUUUUUGGAGGUUUUGAUGAUUUUGUGGAAUGAGGUGAGAUUCGAUCUGAAUAUAUUUUUUAUCUGUAUUUUUUUUUUUUUUUGUAUAGCCAUAUUCCAUAUUCAAUAUGGGAUUUUGGAUUUUUUCCAAGAUCAUUCCAUCAGAAUGAUAGAAGAAUCUCAUUAAUUUGUUCACGAAUUCCAUAUUUUCUUAUACAGUGGAGAUUCUUUAUAUUUCCCAGAGGCCUCUGUCUGUUUCGUGUGAAGAACACUGUGGAGCAUCUCAUAGUUUGAGGUCAUCAUUAGACUGACCUGUUCCACAUCCGCAUCAUUUCCUCCACUUCCAGCAUUUCAUACAAAUACAACCCCUCUGGUGACCUGUGAAUCACACAGAAACCAUGAACAGAAUCUGAAUAUUUGCUUUCCAUCAUUUAUUCUUCACCCUUGACCCUUUUCCAUGUGUUUUGCAUCAUUUCAGCCAUAUUUAUCAUGCAGUGAAACGACGUGAAACUUUCUUUGUAGAGCUUGAAAUUGCGCUGAUGUGUGUUUUUAUAAAAAAGGUAAUUGCGACUUUUUAUAUCACAAUUCUGACUAUUUUUUCCUCGCAAUUCCGCGAUAGGCCUAUCUAACAAUUCUGACUUUUUCCUCACAAUUCUGAGUUUAUAUCUCACAAUUCUUAGAAAAAAAAGUCAGAAUUGUAAUUUAUAAAGUUAAUUGCAAGAUAUAAACUCUCAAUUCUGAGGAAAAAGUCAGAAUUGUGAGUUUAAAAAAGUCGCAAUUACAUUUUUUUAUUCUGUGGGAAACGAGCUUCCACAAGUUCCCGCGCUUUUGGGUUUCGUAUGUACAAUGAAUUUGUGCACAGCUUGUAACGGCAGUUUUAAAAUGUAAUAUAACGACGGUCAUAUUCAUUAUUUUAGGAUUGUAAAGUAUUGUAUAUGUACUGAAUAGUAUUACAGAUAAACUCAGACCCGCAAUAUUUUUUGGAACAACGUGCCGCUCCAAAUAACGCCAACCGAUUUUUUUUUUUUGGCUCAUCAGGAGCGAAGCACGUGUUCACACACGUUUUGCUUUCCCUUUUUGAACAUGUCAAGUAUUUGUGUGUCUUUCAACGGGAUACACAAGGUGCCUGAAGUAACAUGUUCGUUUGUAGUACGAGUCUUACUGUAAAUACAGAGUACAUUGAGCAGCUGAUCAAGAUGAAAUGUACAGGGACCCUUAUGUAUUUAUUGUCAUGUAUUGUGGGAAUAUUUAAAUAGGUGCAAUUUAAAUGAAUAAAGAACACCAAGAGUAAUUUCA
Molecule: messenger RNA, 4840 nt
Organism: Ctenopharyngodon idella (grass carp)
Lineage: Eukaryota; Metazoa; Chordata; Actinopteri; Cypriniformes; Xenocyprididae
Gene: slc71a2a
Product: major facilitator superfamily domain containing 14Ba
Exons: 12
Coding region: 208-1710 (500 amino acids)
Biological process (GO): transmembrane transport
Cellular component (GO): membrane
Molecular function (GO): transmembrane transporter activity
Source: RefSeq, a predicted model, not a curated record